Messenger RNA from Symbiodinium pilosum, 176 nucleotides. NCBI's taxonomy places the organism in Eukaryota, Dinophyceae, Suessiales, Symbiodiniaceae. The record is from the annotation of a GenBank genome assembly.
GCGAUCGCAGCUCAAACAACAUCGUUUGCCUCGUUCCAAACGGGGCGACUGUUGAUGGUGAGCUGAUCCAUCUUACGUGGAGCAAGUCCGGCGAGCAAGGUUUCAUCCCAGUGCAGCACCUUGAGCAGCGAGGCCCCAAAACCUGGGUCCUGAAGCGUUCGCGGCAGCUGCUUCGG